Molecule: messenger RNA, 1668 nt
Organism: Temnothorax curvispinosus
Lineage: Eukaryota; Metazoa; Arthropoda; Insecta; Hymenoptera; Formicidae
Product: juvenile hormone epoxide hydrolase 2-like
Exons: 5
Coding region: 47-1264 (405 amino acids)
Biological process (GO): epoxide metabolic process
Molecular function (GO): epoxide hydrolase activity
Source: RefSeq, a predicted model, not a curated record
UGUUUGAAGAAACGGCACGUGCAAAUUGAACGGUCUAAAAGAUAAAAUGCAUCGUUUCCAGGUCAUAAAGGAUUUGAAAUAUCGAUUAAAUCAUACUAGACCUCUGACCCCGCCGUUAAAGGAUGUUGCCUGGAAUUACGGCACUAACACCGACGCCCUGCGCAAAUUUCUAGAUCACUGGUCGAACAAUUAUAAUUUCGAGGAACGUGAGAGAUAUAUAAAUCAGUAUUCACAUUUUAAAACAAAUAUCCAAGGAUUAGAUAUUCACUUCAUCCAUGUGAAACCAAGUACUACAGAGGGAAAACGCGUUUUGCCAUUGUUAAUUGUACAUGGAUGGUCCGGCUCCAUAAUGGAAUUUUACAAGAUCAUUCCAUUCCUGACUUCACCAAAACCCGAGUACGAUUUUAUAUUUGAAGUGGUAGCACCUUCGCUGCCUGGAUUCGGUUUCUCCAGCGCAGCUACAAUACCUGAACUUUCGGCUCUUCACAUGAGUGUGGUUUUGAAGAAUCUCAUGUUGAGGCUUGGUCACGAUAAGUAUUACGUUCAAGGCGGUGAUUGGGGUGCCUCCGUCAUUCACGCUAUGUCAUGUUUAUAUCCGCAACACGUCUUGGGUAUGCAUUCCAACUUGUGCCUAAUACUCAAUAAAUGGAAUUUCCUGAAAUCAGCAUUGCGCCUUUCUUCUUUCUUGCCUUGGGCGAAAACUAAAAAAGCUGUUGGUUUCGAUGGUUUCGGGCUCCUGGCAGAGACUGGAUACUUUCAUAUCCAAGCUACAAAGCCAGAUACAGUUGGGGUCGGUCUAAACGACUCACCUGCUGGUUUGGCAGCGUAUAUCAUCGAGAAAUUUUCAACCGGCACAAAUCCGUCUUACAAAAAGAGGGCAGAUGGUGGAUUUCUGGAGAAGUUUACGUAUGACGAGUUGAUCGAUAACCUGAUGAUUUAUUGGGUAUCGAAUAGCAUUACUACAGCCAUGAGAAUAUACGCUGAACUGUUUACUAAGUCGAACUGGUCCUUGUUGACACUCCUGGAAUCAACGCCGAUAAAGGUUCCCAGCGCUUGCGCGCAGUUUCCCCACGAAAUCAUGGAGCAAAAUCCAAGGGUAUUGAGACAACGAUUUGUGAAUCUUUUGCGCGCUACCAAAAUGCCUCGAGGUGGCCAUUUUGCGGCAUUCGAAGAACCCGAAUUACUCGCAGACGAGAUAUGGAACUCUGUCAACGAGAUGGAGAAGUGGAACAAGAAGCACAGAGAAACAGUCUCAAGGCCGUAACCAAGGGGGGUCCGAGAGGGUCCGGGCUUCCCCCGAAACCUCCUCUGAAAUUCGAUUCCUGUACCUGAGACCAAGACGGAGGGUCUGUUCCUGAUCUCCAAGGUGGAUACUUUCCUCCCGUGAAAGCUACACCUCAUCGACCGGCCAACCCGAGUACCACGCAUCCAUGCAGCUCCAACCUGAGCACUCUGUGGUGACGCACAUACUGGCCUCGUCUUUAAGACUCCUCCCCAAGCUCUGCCUUCUCGAAUCUGACUGUUCGGGACGAAUAAUACACAACAUACCACAUUAACAUUACACCGUGAUAUCCUACACAAAUCACGCACGUCCACCUAUCCGUACACAUCCAAGAAGUAUUCUACUUGUAUAUAAAGCAUGAAUAAACCUAGCGAGAUUUUACCUAA